Molecule: messenger RNA, 1598 nt
Organism: Panicum hallii
Lineage: Eukaryota; Viridiplantae; Streptophyta; Magnoliopsida; Poales; Poaceae
Product: branched-chain amino acid aminotransferase 2, chloroplastic-like
Exons: 10
Coding region: 158-1375 (405 amino acids)
Biological process (GO): branched-chain amino acid metabolic process
Cellular component (GO): chloroplast
Molecular function (GO): branched-chain-amino-acid:2-oxoglutarate transaminase activity
Source: RefSeq, a predicted model, not a curated record
AGACGGCGAGUUGACCGCCCCGCGGCAUCGCCUGCCGCCGCCGCCGCCGCCGCCGCCGCAUCAUUCGCUCCUCCUCCGCCUCCCCACUCUGUCUCUGGGCUGCCUCGGCGCGGGACCCUGUUUCCUUCGCUUGCGAGAGCUUGCGCUACAAGAGGAAAUGGAGCUCAGCCUCGCCUCCCUCGGCGCCCUCCCGCCCGCUCCGCCGCUCGCAGGAUGGCUCACGCGGCACUCGCUCUCGCCGUGCCUUAAUAAGAUCCAGAACCACAUUUAUUCAAUGCCAAGUCUCUCUUACAAGGUCCCUAGUGUGACAGAAUGUCAUGCUUCUUUAUCAACUAACUACAUCAGGGAAACAUCUCAGGCGGUUGAUUUGGACUGGGAAAACCUUGGCUUUGGCCUUGUCGAGACUGAUUUUAUGUAUGUUGCAAAAUGUGGGCCUGAUGGAAACUUUUCCGAAGGUGAAGUCCUACCGUUUGGACCUAUAGCAGUGAGCCCAUCUGCUGGAGUCUUAAAUUAUGGACAGGGGUUGUUUGAAGGCCUAAAGGCAUAUAGGAAAACUGAUGGGUCCAUCCUGCUAUUUCGUCCGGAAGAGAAUGCUACAAGGAUGAUAACUGGUGCAGACAGGAUGUGCAUGCCUGCUCCAACUGUUGAGCAAUUCGUUGAUGCUGUAAAACAAACUGUUCUGGCAAAUAAAAGAUGGGUGCCUCCUACCGGUAAAGGUUCUUUGUAUAUUAGGCCACUACUUAUGGGAAGCGGGGCUGUUCUUGGUCUUGCACCUGCUCCUGAGUACACCUUUAUAAUUUUUGUGUCCCCUGUUGGCAAUUAUUUCAAGGAAGGUCUGUCUCCUAUUAAUUUGAUUGUUGAAGACAAAUUUCACCGUGCCAGCCCUGGUGGAACUGGAGGCGUGAAAACCAUCGGAAACUAUGCCUCGGUAUUGAAAGCUCAAAAGAUUGCAAAGGGCAAAGGAUAUUCUGAUGUCCUUUAUUUGGACGCCGUUCAUGACAAAUAUCUUGAAGAAGUCUCUUCCUGCAAUAUUUUUGUUGUGAAAGACAAUGUUAUUUCUACUCCUGCAAUUAAAGGAACAAUAUUGCCUGGGAUAACAAGGAAAAGUAUAAUUGAAGUUGCUCAGAGCAAAGGCUUCAAGGUUGAGGAGCGCCUAGUUUCAGUACAUGAGUUGCUUAAUGCUGAUGAAGUUUUCUGCACGGGAACUGCUGUUGUGGUGUCACCUGUGGGGAGCAUUACAUAUCUGGGGAAAAGGGUAGAAUAUGGCAACCAAGGAGUCGGCGUCAUAUCUCAGCAGCUAUACAAGUCGCUUACAAGCCUCCAGAUGGGUCUUGUGGAGGAUUGUAUGGGUUGGACCGUGCAACUGAAUCAGUAGCGGGUCACAGAUAUUGCCUGCACGGAUCUCUAGAUCAUUACAGCUAGAUGGGUGCGAUAAUUUUCCUGUUAGUUUUUGCAGAGCACUCUUGGGAUUGAGUUCCUGUUGUAGAUUACAGACACAGCGCAUAUGUGAUGUAUUUGUUUUCCUUGCUUUCCUUGCGGUCUGAGCACAGAGCAGUAAGAUCAUGUACUGCUUAUUUGUUUUUGUUGAGCUCAAAGUC